Gorilla gorilla gorilla (western lowland gorilla) is the source of this 4168-nucleotide messenger RNA. It is a transcript of the gene SLC35E4, whose product is annotated as solute carrier family 35 member E4. Bases 2255 to 3307 code for a protein of 350 amino acids. The transcript is spliced from 3 exons. Lineage: Eukaryota; Metazoa; Chordata; Mammalia; Primates; Hominidae. The record is from RefSeq and is a predicted model, not a curated record.
UGGCCAGGCUGUCUCCAACUCCUGACCUUAAGCGAUCCGCCAGCCUCGGCCUCCUAAAGUGCUGGGAUUACAGGCGUGAACCUCUUCAGCCAGCCUCCCGGCUUAUUUUUGUAUUUUCUGUAGACACGAGGCUUUGCCCUGUUGCCCACGCUGGUCUCCAACUCCUGAGCUCAAGUGAUCCUCAUGCCUCAGCCUCCCAACGUGCUGGGACUACAGGCAUGAGCCACUGUACCCAGCCUAUUGUUUUUUACUAAAGGAGACUUACUAGAAAACUGACAAAAUCCAGGCAGGGCGUGGUGGUUUACGCCUGUAAUCCCAGCACUUUGGGAGGCCAGGGUGGGUGGAUCACCUGAGGUCAGGAGUUUGAGACCAACCUGACCAACAUGGUGAAACCCUGUCUCUACUAAAAAUACAAAAAUUAGCCGGGUUUGGUGGUGCACGCCUGUAAUCCCAGCUGCUCGGGAGGCUGAGGUAGGAGAAUCACCUGAACCUGGGAGGCAGAGGUUGCAGUGAGCUGAGAUCGUGCCAUUGCACUCCAGCCUGGGCAACAAGAGCGAAACUCGGUCUUGGAAAACAAAAAAACCUGACAAAAUCUCAAAGAUAAUUAUAACCCUUAGGGGUCCCAGAUUUCUCUUCCUCAGGAAAUGGCAAGGGGGUGCAGGAGAGGGGCCAUCCGCUUUGGCUGGCUUAGUUUCCUGGAGAAACCCUAAAUGCCACCAUUUUUUGGCCCUUGGCCUGGAAAUUUCCCUAUCUGCACCCCCUGCGCUGUAGCUUAGGCUAUUCAGCAGAGAUCUGCAGGCUCCAGCAGGCGUCGGACUUACAGAGGCAAAUGUGACCAUGUAAAUUCCCAGGCCCACCCGUGACAGAGAGCCUCUGAUUCAGCAGGCCUCCUUUGAGGCUGGGGAUUUUAAACCCGCGUCCCGUGAUUGGGAUGGGGAUUGAGGGCUAUAUUCAGCGCCUGGCCACCAGAGGGCGCAGCGGGCUGGGUUCAGCGGUACCCCUUUGAGAUCUUGUGUCUCAAGACAGGUUGCUGUCAUCAAGGAUUUGCUGGUUAGACAACAGGCAAGGGGUGAGCUGGGUCCUCUUGGGCAGGAGCCUAGUAGGAAGACCGACAACAGGAAAGAGGCUCACAUCUGAUACUGGGCACAUGGCUGGGCCUUGGUCCUCGUUCUCCUGGACUUCAGAGCUCAGGGGCCAGGGCCUGGCCUAGCCUGGAAUCUGGAUGGACCUCUUCUGUCCUGGGGCGCGCCGUUUACCCAAUCCUGACCUCAGAGAGCGUCUGUCGUUCUGGUGGGAAAACCGAGACCCAGACAGGAACAAGGGCUCAGUGGCAACCGCUCUGCCUCCCAGCCCAGGGCUCUGUCUUGCCGGGGCUGGGGCACAGGGUGGACCCCAGGAAGUUCUGCUGUGAGUCAGCUUCGAGUGCUCAGGGGACGGGACAGAGGCUGCUGGCCGGGGAAGGAUGCCGGCCAGCGGUACCUACUUCCGCAGCUGGAGCGGGCGGCGGCGGUGGAGGCAGAGGCGGAGGCGGAGCCAAGAGCGCACCGCCGCGCCCGCCGUGCCGGGCCUGAGCUGGAGCCGGGCGUGAGUCGCAGCAGGAGCCGCAGCCGGAGUCACAGCCGCAGCCAGAGCCGCAGCCAAAGCCUCAGAGAGCAGGAGUUGGAGCGCAGGCCCUGCUGGAUCCGCGCCUAGCUCGCCGCCAGGCACCGGCCGGAGCACGGGCCGUGGUGUCAGCUCACUGCCCGGGCGCUGUGGGAGGCAGCUAGCCCGCGACCCCCCGGGCCGGGCACCGCCAGGCGCGGAGCCCAGAUCGCCCCCCUGCCAGGCCUGGUCACGGCCAGAGCACGCAGGAGUUCCCAGGGUCUGGAUCUGCGCGCACCUUAAUGACCUGGGGACUGAAGAGAAAAAAGGAACGAGGAUUUCAUCUAAAAGCAUAACGUGGCCACUAGGCGAGGAGGAAAGUGGAGACCACCUGGCACGGGGCAGAGGUGCCUGGAGCCCACGCUUGAGCAUCGGAGACCCUGGCAUCCUAGCAGCCGCGACCUUGGCUCUGCCCUGUCUGAGCUGGAAACACAGCUUAGCUUCUAGACAUCGCUGGCACAGGCCUGGCACAAGUAAGCAGUGUUCUCACCUGUCUGAAACGGGACACGGGGUCGGAGGAACCAGGAUCUAGCCUGGCCCCAAGCGGAACUCUCUGGUGGCCCAGAGGUCGUCACUGGGGAGCCCGCCUCCUGCCCUAGCCUCACUGGUGCGGAUGUGCCGCUGCCCGCCGGAGCACCAUGAUGGCAGGAUGACCUCAGCCGAAGUAGCAGCAGCAGCUGGUGGUGCUCAGGCGGCUGGGCCCCCCGAGUGGCCCCCUGGCAGCCCUCAGGCUCUCCGGCAGCCUGGCCGGGCCCGAGUGGCCAUGGCAGCACUGGUGUGGCUGCUGGCGGGAGCCAGCAUGUCAAGCCUCAACAAGUGGAUCUUCACAGUGCACGGCUUUGGGCGGCCCCUGCUGCUGUCGGCCCUGCACAUGCUGGUGGCAGCCCUGGCAUGCCACCGGGGGGCACGGCGCCCCAUGCCAGGCGGCACUCGCUGCCGAGUCCUACUGCUCAGUCUCACCUUCGGCACUUCCAUGGCCUGCGGCAACGUGGGCCUAAGGGCUGUGCCCCUGGACCUGGCACAACUGGUUACCACCACCACACCUCUGUUCACCCUGGCCCUGUCGGCACUGCUGCUGGGCCGCCGCCACCACCCGCUUCAGUUGGCCGCCAUGGGUCCGCUCUGCCUGGGGGCCGCCUGCAGCCUGGCUGGAGAGUUCCGGACACCCCCUACCGGCUGUGGCUUCCUGCUCGCAGCCACCUGCCUCCGCGGACUCAAGUCGGUUCAGCAAAGUGCCCUGCUGCAGGAGGAGAGGCUGGACGCGGUGACCCUGCUCUACGCCACCUCGCUGCCCAGCUUCUGCCUGCUGGCGGGUGCAGCCCUGGUGCUGGAGGCUGGCGUCGCCCCACCGCCCACUGCUGGCGACUCUCGCCUCUGGGCCUGCAUCCUGCUCAGCUGCCUCCUGUCUGUUCUCUAUAACCUGGCCAGCUUCUCCCUGCUGGCCCUCACCUCUGCCCUCACCGUCCACGUCCUGGGCAACCUCACUGUGGUGGGCAACCUCAUCCUGUCCCGGCUGUUGUUUGGCAGCCGCCUCAGUGCCCUCAGCUACGUGGGCAUCGCACUUACUCUUUCAGGAAUGUUCCUUUACCACAACUGCGAGUUCGUGGCCUCCUGGGCUGCCCGUCAGGGGCUGUGGCGGAGGGACCAGCCCAGCAAGGGUCUUUGAGACCUGGGGGAUCUCAGGAGCCACCUGGGAUGGCCCUGGCCUGAAUCCAGCCUCCGCUGUGGCCAUAGAAGGAAUGGAGAACAGGGCUGGGCAUGGUGGCUCACGCCUAUAAUCCCAGCACUUCCAGAGUCCGAGGUGGGUGGAUCACCUGAGGCCAGGAGUUCGAGACCAGCCUGGCUAACAUGGCAAAACCUCAUCUCUACUAAAAAUAGAAAAAUUAGCUGGGCAUGGUGGCGUGUGCCUAUAGUCCCAGCUACAUGGGAGGCUAAGGUGGGAGGAUCACUUGAGCCCUGGAGAUUGAGGCUGCAGUAAGCCAAGAUCGCAUGCUACUGCACUCCAGCCUGGGAGACAGAGCGAGACGCUGUCUCAAUUAAAAAAAAAAAAAGUGGAGAACUGGCAGUGACCUCUACUGGGGGCCAUGGCAGGGAGGGGAGCCUUCUGGAAGGGCUGCCUUGGAGAUUGGAACGGGGACUCCCAGGGAGACCUGCGUUCCAUCCCUGCCUGCCUCACCCCUGCCGCAGACUCUGCUCACCACUGGAUGGUGGGUCCAAGCCUGGCACAGUCCCUGUGCUUGUCAGAGUCAUUAUUAUGAUUCAUAUCAAUUACGAUGCCAAAAAUUGCUGGGCAAACUUUGAAGACCUCAACUUGUUACAAUGACGAUGAUGAUGAUUCUUGGCGGUUACACAAUCCUUCCUCCUGGCGGGGAGGCAGCUAGGAGGCCCAGCAGGGGGGCUUCUGUGCUGCUGGGCUCCCCUAGGGAGUUGGGGUAGUCUGUGCCAACUCCAGGCAGCUGCUGUGGCCUCACCCCUGGGCCCCCCAGUUUUGGGUCAUCCAUCCUCAAAUACACUAUUUUUGCUUGUA